Heterotrigona itama is the source of this 504-nucleotide messenger RNA. The record is from the annotation of a GenBank genome assembly. NCBI's taxonomy places the organism in Eukaryota, Metazoa, Arthropoda, Insecta, Hymenoptera, Apidae.
AUGGCGUUCUACUCGCAUACUUUAAGGGGACGAAGAACUUCAAGUACUUUCAAUCUAAAUUGUUACAUAACCUAUAACCUAUCUGACAGGCUUGGUUCUUCUCUUCGGUUCAGUUCAAAUUGACAUUCUUGAUCGCCAGUUCCCUUCAGGUAUUUUGGGACUUUCUUUCCCAGGAGCAACACAUCAUUCGAUUUCGUCACGAUUUUAUUAUUAUCAUUUUUAUUACAUUUUAUUACAUUUUAUCUUUGUUAAAUCUUCCGACGAUUUUUAGUGCCUAUCUCGGCUGGGAGGUUAGAUUUCUCUAUGACGGAUAAGAAUCCGCAACUUUCCUGCGGUCGAAAGUUCCUGAAACUUACAACUUGCUACUUCAAUAUUAAACUUGCUGGAGACAGGUUGCCAAUGGCGGAUAGAAUUGCAGAAGAGAAUGGAAAAAGACGAUUGGAAUGGGUUUGCCGCGCAAUUUGCGGUGGUAACACAUGUGACGAGCAUUAUCGAGUGCAAUGA